Messenger RNA from Paramecium pentaurelia, 2228 nucleotides. Lineage: Eukaryota; Ciliophora; Oligohymenophorea; Peniculida; Parameciidae. The record is from the annotation of a GenBank genome assembly.
UAUGCAGCCCCAACAGAGUUUAAAAAACUUGUUCCUCAGAACAAAUGGAUUAAUCAAAAUAAAGCCUAAAGUUAGAGUUACUGACAAUUAUACUCUUUCCCUCGUCUAUACUCCUGGAGUUGGCCAUAUUUGUAAGGUGAUCCAAAAAGACCCUGAUUAACUGUAUGAUUUGACAAUAACUGGAAAUUCAAUUGCACUUCUUGCUGAUGGAUCAAGUAAAUAUAUAUAUACAUUAUCCCAUAGAAUUCAACCUCCCUCGUUCAUCUAAGAUGAUUCCUAAUCUAGAAGCCAUUAGUGCUUUAUAUAAAGCAUUUUAUGAUGUUGAUGCCUAUCCUAUAAUCUUGGAUAGAAAUAUUAUGACAGAUGUAUCUGAUUAUGUUCUAGUUAUGGACAAUUUGUCACCUACAUAUAAAGUAUUUUUUUAGUCUAUUUUUAGACUAUAGUUUUAAUUGACAUCGAAGAUACUUUAGCUUCACAAAUACUAACAGCUGUAGAAAAUGCCAAUCUAUAAUGUACUGUGAUUAUUUCAAACUCACACAAUUUGAGGGAAUAACUAUAUGAUGCUGCGUUGGUCAAGGCUACUCUUGAUGCAAGAGCUAUUCUUAAACCCUCUUAAUGUGAAUAAAUAAAAAAAUCAAUUACAACAAUUGAUUUUACAAAUUUACCAUCCUAUUUGACUAUCACAUUAAAUAAAGCUUAUGCUCAAGGAUUACAAGAAAUCUACAAUAAUAAAUGGUGUCAUCAUACUGUUUCAAAUAUUAAACCAGAAAUCUUUAUUAAUAAAUUAAAUGAUCUUUAUAUAUAUGGAGAGGUUGCUUAUUAUAACAAAUGGUCUAAUGAUCAUCUGUUAUAAAAUAAUGAUUUCAAUUAGAAUUCUUUAGAAUUACAUAAAAGAUACAAUGGAAUGAUUACAAUCGAACUCAAGUUUAAUCCAAGAUCCCUUGAAGAUUUGUUUAGAAUUUAUGAAACAUCUUACUAAUAAGAUGAAUUGGCAUAACUUAGACAAAUACUUAUAGAUGAUCCAACAAAAUUAAGAGAAAUUACUUUUAAAAAGAAUUAUGCUGCCAUCAUAACAAAUGGUACAGCCAUUCUUGGUUUGGGUAAUAUUGGACCAUCAGCAGGAUCACCAGUUAUGGAAGGCAAAUCUGUUUUAUUCAAUGCAUUAGGAGGUAUAGAUUUAAUGCCAAUCUGUCUUAAAGAGAAAGAUCCUCAUAAAUUAGUUAGAAUUAUUAAAUGGUAUUUCCAAUAUAAAUAUAUUAAAGCAUUGCUCCUAUAUUUUCAGCCAUUAAUUUAGAAGAUUUAAGAGCUCCUGAUUGUUUCCCAAUAGAAGAAGAAGCAGUUCAUAGUUUACAUAUUCCAUUAAUGCAUGAUGAUUAACAUGGAACAGCUGUUGUUAGUUUAGCAGCUGUCAUAAAUUAUCUAAAAUUAACUAAGAAAAAUGUGAAGGAUUUAAAAUUAGUUAUAAAUGGAGCUGGGUAUAUAUAUUUGAUAAAAUUAUUAUAGUGCUGCUGGUGUUGCAAUUUGUAAAUUAUUACAUGGACAUGGAAUAGAAGAUAUUGUAAUGUGUGAUACAUCAGGAAUCAUUUAUGAAGGUAGACCAUAAAAUAUGAACAAUUUUAAAAAUGAUUUAGCCAAAUUCACUAAUAAAAAUAAAAUUUAAGGUUCACUUGCAGAUGCAGUUAAAGGAAGAGAUCUCUUUGUUGGAGUAUCUAGUGCUGUAAUUCUAAAUAUAAUAAUUAUAUAGGGUGCUUUAACUUAAGAUAUGGUCAAAGCAAUGAAUAAAGAUCCUUUUAUUUUAGCUUUAGCCAAUCCUGUUCCUGAAAUAAUGCCUGAUGAAGCAAUUGAAGCUGGUGCAUUCAUAGUUGCUACAGGAAGAUCAGAUUUCAAUAAUUAAGUCAAUAAUUCUUUGGCUUUCCCAGGUAUAUUUAGAGGUGCUAUUGAUACAAGAGCUAAAGAGAUUAAUUUGGAAAUGAAGGUAUUAUUUAUAUUAUAAUAAAUAUAUAGAUUGCUGCUGCUUAUGCUAUAGCCAAUAGUAUCAAAGAAUCAGAACUUAGUACAACAAAGAUUUUACCAGGAGCUUUGACAGCAGAAAUUCCAGCUAAUGUUGCUAGAGCUGUUGCUAUAGCUGCUAUGAAGACAGGUGUUGCCAAAGUUAAUGUAGAUCCUGAGAAAGUUUUUGAUGAAACAAGAAAAUUAAUUAUGGAAGGACAUUUAGCAGGCAUUUGAUU